Blepharisma stoltei is the source of this 1923-nucleotide messenger RNA. The record is from the annotation of a GenBank genome assembly. Lineage: Eukaryota; Ciliophora; Heterotrichea; Heterotrichida; Blepharismidae.
AUGGAUGUUUUCAUCAGUGUUUUUAAAGAGACAAAAUGCUAUUCAUGCAACUCCAAAGUAUCAAUGACAAAGAAAAGGAGAAAAUGCGUCAAAUGUGGUAAAAACUAUUAAGAACAUUUAUUUUGUACAAGUUGCAGUAUAAAGGUCAAAGCCCCAGAUCUUGGUUUUCUUCGCCAUCGUAGAUAUUGCCUGCAAUGCCAUUCUCACUUGACUUCCAGCUUAACUUCUGAAUUUCACGAAGUUUAAGUUUAACGAAUUACUCUAGCAUCUCGCCAUCAAUCUUUUUUUACUUGAGGCCCAAGCUACAUUAGCAGCUCUGAAUAACGGUAGGUGGUCCGUCUAGCCGUCAAAACCGUUAAAGUUAAUAAGCCAGUUAAGAUUCCUAGUCAGUUCCAGCCUCAGCACCAACUUCUUCUCUUCAAGCCGAGACUCUCAAGAAGCUUGACUUCUCUCUAUAGCUCGGAUGAUAGGACCCGGACCUGCGUAGCAGGAUUUAGGACCUUUUCCUAACUGACAUUUUUAAUAUUGUGAUUUCACGAAGAAAUAAAGCAAGACCUUGUGAAGGCUCAAACGAGUCCUCAAUUAAAUGAUCAUGAAGCUCACUCUGAAUUAGAAUCUAUUGCUAAAAGCGCUGGCUUUACUUCAGAAGAGCUUACAUUAGACAAAAAACUAAUUAAAAAUGCUUUUGGGCUGCUGCUCAAUGGUAUAAAGCCUCAAGCAUCCAGAAAUAGAGUAAAUUUAAUAUAGGCAAAUGGCAUUUUCCCUCAGAAGCACAAUAUCACUGAAGACAAUCCAUUGAACUUUUAUGCAAUAAUAAGGAAUCUUACAAUUGAAGAUGAUAAUGCCUUAUAUCAAGUCAGAGAACUGAACUCAGAAACCAUUGCUAUCCUAAAAAAAGUCAAGCCUGAAAAUUCUGAAGAGUUUUCAGAAAUUUGUGAAGAAAUUUCAUUGACGAAAGCCAAAAAACAUCCAAAUAUACUGCAGUAUUAUGAUGCAUUUCAUUUUAACGAUCACAUAUGAUACGCUAUAGAAUCAAUUGAUGUUACCAUGUAUGAGCUAGCUGCAGACAGAGCUGGGUAUAUACCAGAAAAGCAUAUGGCUUAUAUCUGCAAAGAAAUUCUGCAAGGACUAGCGUUUCUUCACAAAGAAGGGAGGGUUCAUAGAGAUGUAAAAAGUGAUAAUAUUUUAUUAAGCCCUAGAGGAGAUAUCAAACUCGGAGACUUUGGAUUGGCAGCUCAGCUUUGUAAAAGUUGCUUUAGAAGGCAAUUAACAGCUGAUAACCCUUCAUGGAUGGCUCCUGAGCUAGCAAGGCACACAAAUUAUAAUGAAAAAAUUGAUAUUUGGUCCUUUGGAAUUUUUCUAAUUGAAUUAGCUGAAGGACAGCCUCCAUAUAUUAAUGAAAACCCGAUGAAGAUUUUGUAUAAUAUUUCGGCAAAACCUCCACCUACUUUUCAAAAUAAGCUAAGGUGGAGUUCUGAGAUCAAAGAAUUUCUUGGAUUUUGCUUACUCCCCCUUGCAUAAGCGGGGAAAAAAAAUUUGUUAACUUACAGAGGAGGGGUUAAUUUAUAGUAAAUUUUUUCGAAAUAUAAAAAUCCCAAUUGACAAAAUACUAAAGCAAAAAAUAAUUGAUUUAUAAAAAUUGGUUUUUAAAAAUGCAAGCUGUUUAAAAUUAACUAAAAAUUCAUUAUACUAAUUUUGAUUAUAAAUCCAAAACUUUCAAAAAUAUUUUUAUAGUAAAAAAAUUUUGUUUGUCAUGGGGACGGCUAAUUUCCAAUAGAGGAGUUAAGAAAGAAUCCUGAAGAAAGAAUGAGCGCAGAAGAGCUAUUACGUCAUCCAUUUAUUGAAGAGCAUAUUGAAGAGACAUCUAAAGAGCAAUUUGCUGAGUAUCUUGAAGAUUUUUAUCCAUCACUAAGUAAGAAAUAA